Dermacentor andersoni is the source of this 3104-nucleotide messenger RNA. RefSeq lists its product as uncharacterized. The record is from RefSeq and is a predicted model, not a curated record. NCBI's taxonomy places the organism in Eukaryota, Metazoa, Arthropoda, Arachnida, Ixodida, Ixodidae.
UGAGGCUACCAUGUUUCAAUAACUCCCGUAGCUACUAACCGCAUAGCUGCAACAACGGACUCUCCCGCUAUCGAGUCCAAAGGCCACGUGCACACGCCAUGUGUCGACUGUGGUUUCCGCGCAGCCAAGAUGCCAAAACGCUGGUCGCCCGCAGAGAUGCGGCAAACGGCAACCCCUGGGCGAGGGUGAACAACUCCCUUCGCCGCUCUUCACUAGGCGUCUCGCUCGUACACAAAUAGAUGGCAGCACCCGGCUGAAGCCGUCUUGAGUCUUCGUGAUCUUUUUUUUUUUUAAUCUAUCUUUUUCACUCCCUUUAACUUUGAACGACCGGCUGGCCUGGCGGCGGGAGAGGAUGCCGGCGGCGGCACUUAGCGCUCACGAUCUAGCUGCUGCCGUCGCUGCGGGCUCGAGAGGCACAGCGCUCUCAAAACCAGUUUGUCUCUAUACCCCCGCCGAACAACGGCGUACCCGACGGCGCAAACCUGAGACGAAGUCUGCGCGAUCCGCGCUGACCGAGGCAGCUUCGGGUUUCAGACCAUGGAACGCAUGGAAUCGCCGAGUGGCUGAGGGCCUUGACGACUAACCACGCUGGAGAGCGAGGUUCAUCCUUCGGUUCUCGCUCGGAGUUCAAAGCUCCGGGAGCGGUGGCCCCCUCCGCGAACAUCUCUGCCACGUUUGUUGACGUCCGGUGCCCACCAUGCCUUCAAGGGAGCAGCCCAGGACCAGUUCAUUUUCCUGCAGCAGUCCAAACUGCACGGGUCUUAUGCUGGGUUCUGUGGCUUCGGUGCUGGUGAUUGGAGGCAUCUUCUUGGCCUUCCACAACUGGGACUACAACUGGCUUCUUGUGACCGGCAUUGGGUCACUACUAGUCCUUAUUGCGGCUGCGGUGCCUUUCUGCAGUCGGGAGAGUGGCAGACCGGUUCACAGCAAGCGAAGAAAUAGUAGUUUGCACAUGGCCAACAGCGAAACACUCCCGUCAGCUCCUCCACUAAGCGCCACAUACUCUGUCAGUCAACUGUCACUGAACAUCCUGCCUCCAUUGUAUCCUGGAUGUGAUGAACUACCACCAUGUCCACAAAACAGCCCACCAAACAGUGUUCCUGUCAACCACAUCAUGAACAUCAAUGGACAGAGCUACCUUCUAUUGCCCAUUGUAUCGCCUACGGCACAGACUAGUACCAACACCGCUAUAGAGGCACAGAAUCCCUGCUAUUCAGCUGCCCUCUCCUGCCUUCAGGUUGAGCUGCCAACAAAACAAGAAAGUGAGCGGCAGAAUGAAUGCAACCCUGUGGUUGAGGCGAAUGUUGUGUCAGAAGCACCAGUCACAAACUCUUCAAUAUCGACAACACCGAGGGACCUCCUUUGCGAGUCUCCGUCAGCAGAAGACACCACAUCUCCACUGGCCACAUCACCACUGCCAACAAGUGUGUCCAGUGCACCCGCCAUCCAAGUGUUUGAUGCAAUCCCACUCACAACGCCAACAGCCGAACGCCGCGAACCAGGCACUCCUACGGUAACACACAGUUCGGAAAUAGCCAAUUGCAACAGCAAUCGAGCCAGUCGAACAAACUCUGUCAAUGAGAGGACAACAGUUGUUCUGCCAGACGAUCUUCUUGGUGCCUCAGAGACUGAUGUUGCCAUCAGUGACCAAUUGCCGCUCAUUGUCAUCGACCCCGAGAACUCCGAAACAGUUCCUGAAAAUGCUCCGAACAACACUGCGCCAAGCACAAAUGCAUCACAAGCAGAGAACGACACAGACUUUUUGCUGACAGUGGGAGCAGAUGCCAGUGAUGUGGAUGAUGAUGACAGGCUCGUUGGGGCCACACCCCCGCCCAGCUACGACGAAGUGGCAAGUGAAAGAAACCUGAGUGCAUUUGAAAGUUCUUUUGGAACACUGUGAUUGCCACUGUGAUUCUGGACUAUAACUGUCAUAGUGAAGUCACGUCAGUUUGCCUUGAGGAAGUGUUACAACAUUUCAGCUUCUUCUGGACAGCAGCUAUGCUUUGGAAGCCCACUAGUGGAAUGUUUGUGAAGCACUUACGAACUGGCAUUUAGGAAUGCAGCUGUCCGAAGUGAUCUUUUAGUGCUCUGCUGGAUCUGGAGUGCAUUUUAAGGAAAGGAGGGUUAGUCGAGGCACUUUGCUGGGCGGGGUGCUCUUGAAUGUGUCUGUACUAGUGGACAGGCAACAGGGUCAGUGCCCUUAGUGCAGAAAAAAAAGUUUUGGGUGAACACGGUAUGUGAAUAUGCAUAACUGUAGACAGGGUGUUAAGGAAAGGAUGCUGCACGGUGAAAAAAAAAUGCAAUGAUGUGAAAUUAUGCAUGAAAUUUUCUUUUAAGCCUGUUCAGUUCUCAUUAUGCUUGCAACCUGUUAAAUAAUCUUUAAUCAAGAGACAUAGAAAGUUAAGUGAGGUCACCUUGUAAAAUUAACAUUCUUGGUUUGGGACUGAAAGUAUCUCUUGCUGACAUCACGGUGCAGUUUCUUUUCGGUGCCAAUGGUUGAGAGAUGGUGAAUGAGUGAUCUGAGAGUACAUUUAUGUAAGGCAGCUAAUUUUACAAAAUGCAGUGAUCAAAAUAUAGACAUUAUAUACACUGCCAGCAAACAGAACUGUUAAUGUACUUGAGUUGCCUACAACUUGAAUGUGCAGAGAAGAUCUCGCUCUGAAAAAGUAACUUUUUAGGUUUAUGACAAAACUAGGUGUGUCUGUACUGCGCUUACAAUGCGUAUUUAGACACGAUGUGGCAAUAUGACUUCUGUGGAUAGUUGCUCAAUAUUGCAGCCCCUGUCACAGAAUAUUUUAGGGCAGCAAAACAUUCCUUUUAUGACUGGCUUUUCUGUCGCGUUGUAGUUACUUCAUGGUUGCACAUGAAGCUAAUGAUAAAAUAUUGUGUUCUCAAGUUAUUUUAUCAUACGUUGCUCGACUUUACAUUUUGAAAUCUUCCAGCGCAUCUCCUCUCGUUGCAAGAAAGCUGAAUCUUAUUUUUAUGUGGUACUUUGACAGCAUAUGUGUAAGACGACGACUUGCUGACUGAGUCAGAAACUAGGGUCCAAGCAAUUGUUGUUCCUUUCGCACUGCCUUUGAGAAAAAUAAAUCUUGCAAAACGUG